AUGAGCCCCCGCACUCUCCCUGCAGCCGGCUUCGUCCAGGCGCCGCUGUCCCAGCAGAGGUGGGUGGGGGGCAGUGUGGAGCUGCACUGCGAGGCCGUGGGCAGCCCGGUGCCCGAGAUCCAGUGGUGGUUUGAAGGGCACGGUCCCAACGACACCUGCUCCCAGCUCUGGGACGGCGCCCGGCUGGACCGCGUCCACAUCCACGCCACCUACCACCAGCACGCGGCCAGCACCAUCACCGUCGACACGCUUGCAGAGGAGGACACGGGCACCUAUGAGUGCCGGGCCAGCAACGACCCGGACCGCAACCACCUGACCCGGGCGCCCAGGGUCAAGUGGGUCCGCGCCCAGGCAGUCGUGCUAGUCCUGGAACCCGGCACAGUCUCCACUUCCGUAGAAAACAUUGGCUCGAAGACACUCCUCACCUGCUCCUUGAACGACAGCUCCACAGAGGUCACCGGGCACCGCUGGCUGAAAGGUGGCGCGGUGCUGAAGGAGGACACGCUGCCCGGCCAGAAAACGGACUUCGAGGUGGACUCCGACGACCUCUCGGGAGAGUACUCCUGCGUCUUCCUCCCCGAGCCCACGGGCAGGGCCGACAUCCAGCUCGACGGCGCCCCCAGAGUGAAGGCUGUGAAGUCGUCAGAACACGUCAGCGAGGGGGAGACGGCCGUGCUGGCCUGCAAGUCAGAGUCCCUGCCCCCCAUCACCAACUGGGUCUGGUACAAGAUAACUGACUCUGGGGACCAGGUCAUCGUGAACGGCUCCCAGGGCAGGUUCUUCGUGAGUUCCUCGCAGGGCCAGUCGGAGCUACGCAUCGAGAACCUGAACAUGGAGGCCGACCCCGGCAAGUACGCGUGCAAUGGCACCAGCUCCGAGGGCACUGACCAGGCCGUGGUCACCCUCCGCGUGCGCAGCCACCUGGCUGCCCUUUGGCCCUUCCUGGGCAUCGUGGCUGAGGUGCUGGUGCUGGUCACCAUCAUCUUCAUCUAUGAGAAGCGCCGGAAGCCCGAGGACGUCCUGGAUGAUGACGACGCGGGCUCUGCUCCCCUGAAGAGCACUGGGCAGCACCUGAACGACAAAGGCAAGAAAGUCCGACAGAGGAACUCCUCCUAGCCAGGUGGCCCGAGGACGCUCCCCGCCCCCGCGUCUGCGUCGCCGCUGGAGUCCACUCCCAGUGCUUGCAAGAUUCCAAGUUCUCGCCUCUUAAAGAAAACCCACCCCAUAGAUUCCCAUCAUACGCUUUCGUCUUUUUAAAAAAAAGUAGGGUUUUCUUUCUGCAUUCAGGAUUCUGUUCCUUAGGUUUUUUCCUUUGUGAGUAUUUCUCGAGAGCCCGGGAGCUGCGGCGCCGCGGCCCGCCUGUGGCUUUCCGCCUCUGGGUCUGAGUCAUGGCGGGGGGGCGGCGCAGCCUUCUCCGCUGGC
Messenger RNA from Mandrillus leucophaeus (drill), 1422 nucleotides. RefSeq names its product basigin (Ok blood group) (gene BSG). Gene Ontology annotation, molecular function: cell adhesion molecule binding. Bases 1 to 1116 code for a protein of 371 amino acids. The transcript has 9 exons. Gene Ontology annotation, biological process: cell-cell adhesion. The record is from RefSeq and is a predicted model, not a curated record. NCBI's taxonomy places the organism in Eukaryota, Metazoa, Chordata, Mammalia, Primates, Cercopithecidae. Gene Ontology annotation, cellular component: cell-cell junction.